Molecule: messenger RNA, 5447 nt
Organism: Haplochromis burtoni (Burton's mouthbrooder)
Lineage: Eukaryota; Metazoa; Chordata; Actinopteri; Cichliformes; Cichlidae
Gene: lhfpl4a
Product: LHFPL tetraspan subfamily member 4a
Exons: 5
Coding region: 855-1601 (248 amino acids)
Biological process (GO): gamma-aminobutyric acid receptor clustering; sensory perception of sound
Cellular component (GO): postsynaptic membrane; inhibitory synapse; plasma membrane
Molecular function (GO): GABA receptor binding
Source: RefSeq, a predicted model, not a curated record
GAAAUGUUUACAUCUUGUGCCCUUUAUUAAUGUCAGCACUUAUUUGAUUAGUGAUGCGUGUGUGCUUUUGGCUGUAGAGAGAGAGAGCAGAGAGACGAGGGAGCGAGGAGAGGAAGUGAAUAUCCAAAACCACAGUCAUGAGGUUGUCAGUGUGUGCAGCGGUGUUGGAGCACUGAUUUGUCCAUCAGCGUACACUUGGGGUGUAAGGGUUUCUUUGUGUUCUGGCGAGUUUUCUUCGUGCAGCAUGUCAGAAGCUGCACGAGUGUCUUUCUGUAUUUCUUCUGGAUCUCUGCUGAUGUUCAGAAAGCUUCCUCAUCAGCUCGGUGAAAGUUACUGCUGUCACGCAUCGUUUUGAAGCGUUUUUAUUUUAGUUUAAUUGUGUUAUUUUUGCUCGAACAUCCUGGUCUGGAUGCGCAGCAGAGCGGAUACGAGGAGCCCGAGAAGCGCUGAAAUGAUGCGCAUCCGUGGCCGAAGCGUUUCGCUCUGUGAGCUCGGCCGUCCGCUCUCUACACACUGAGAAAAGCGGAGAAGAGGUAGCCUUUUCCCGUUAGCCGAAUCACGCUUCACCGCUGACUGAGUGACUGAUCAGAGCUAAGGAAAACGGAAGGAGGAGUGGGGCGUGUGGAUGUGAGACUAAAACAAAAAGAGAGAGAAAAAAAAGCAGGAUCUGGAUGGAGAAGGGAACGGACACUGUAUGCGGGCACAAUUGUUCCCGAGAUUUUCAAUAGAAUAGAAAUUUAUUUUCAUCCUUUGUACUUGCGGAUUAAGAAGUUAGUUCGAGAAAAGAAGAAAUAGCAGGUUGGCGCGCUGUUGUGUACGGUGGGUGAGGAGGGUUUGGGGGGUGGGAAAGAAAAAUGCUGCCUUCGCAAGAAGCCUCCAAAAUCUACCAUGACAACUAUAUGCGCAACUCCAGGGCCAUCGGGGUCCUGUGGGCCAUAUUCACCAUCUGCUUGGCCAUCAUUAACGUGGUGGUGUUCUUCCAGCCUUAUUGGAUUGGCGACAGCGUCAACACACCUCAAGCCGGCUACUUCGGUUUGUUCCACUACUGCGUGGGUAACGGAAACUCCGACCGGGAAUUCUCGUGCCAGGGCAGCUUCUCCGAAUUCGGCUCCAUCCCGUCAGGAGCCUUUAAGGCGGCCUCAUUCUUCGUGCUGAUGUCCAUGGUGCUCAUCAUCACCUGCAUCGGCAGCUUCGCCCUCUUCUUCUUCUGCAACACUGCCACGGUCUACAAGAUCUGCGCCUGGAUGCAGCUGCUAUGCGCCAUCUGUCUCGUGCUUGGCUGUAUGAUCUUCCCGGAUGGCUGGGACGCAGAGGUGAUCCAGGACAUGUGUGGUGAGGACACUGGAAAGUAUACCUUGGGCAACUGCUCUGUUCGUUGGGCCUACAUUCUGGCUAUCAUCGGCGUGCUGGAUGCCCUCAUCCUCUCCUUUUUGGCCUUCGUGCUGGGCAAUCGGCAGAGGGACUUCCUGCAGGAGGAGCUGAAGGCUGAAAACAAAGACUUCGUUGUGUCAAGGCUCCAUCUUGGUCCACCUCUGCGAAUGGAUGGUAUUGAAAUACAAGAAACUAAGGAUCCAAGAUUUUGUGUUCAGCGGUUCCAUUGAGAACCAAAGAUCUCUUCCUCCUCUUCCAGCUUUGUGCCUCGUUCCCCGAUACUCCACCUCCUCCAUCUCCUGUCCUAAGCUCUUCAGGUGAAACCCUUUUGGUUUGGGUUUUGGAGGUCAAAGUUUGUUAAGCAGGACUGACACGGACUAAUCUAACAAAGUCAAACUGUUUGAGAAGAAACAAAACCUGAGAGAAAGUGGGAUGAUCAGCUUUACCAAACUCUGGGAUAAAAUCAUUCGCAAACACACACUCGUAUUGUUCCAUGGAGUUAUUACAUCAAAGCUCACAGAGUUAACGAUCUGUGAUUAUUGAAUGAAGAAAAAAACCCACUUUACAGCUUUAAAAGUCAAAAGAAGAAGUGCGUAUGUAAAAGCACACAGGUGCUACUUAUGACAUAACAAAAAAGAAAUGAAACAACUUUUGUACAAUUUAGACGAGGUGUCAUUUUGAAGUCUUUUUCAGGUUCAUUUUCAACUUCUCUUUGUACACGACACGGCCUGAGCCCGGGAACGUCAAAAUAAACAUGUUUCUAUGGAAAUAGGUAAAUACAUACUUUUAAGCAUUUUGUUGCCCAUACGUGAAACAACAUAUUCAUCAGCUGCUACCAGUAUAAUGUGUUUGUCCUUUACUCUGUGUGUAAUAAUACCAACAGAUGGCCAAAACCAGCUGUUUCAUUCGUUCGUAUUUCACAACAUUACAGUUUUGGGUUUGUUCAUCAAAGGGGCGAUAUCUGUUCUGCUUCCUCAGCUGGGUUCUGUUUGUAUGUCCAAAAACAGCCCUGCAUGCUGCAUCUAUCUCAGGCCUGAAAGACGAUGCUGGGGCUCAGACUCCUCUGUCUGCUGCACUGUCCUGCUACAUGCCCAGCAGUUGAAGAGUAUUGAGAGGACAAGAAAAAGAAUUGCAUACUGUGUAGCUAAUCUUAUAUGGACACAGACAAUUGGCUGACAUGAUGAUUAUACAAGGCAUUUUCAUUUUGGAAGGCACAACUGAAUGAGAAGGUGGAAAGAAAGACUAUCGUGAUCAUUAUUUACUUAGAUGUUUUUAAAGUUUUAAACUUGCUUUUUCCAAGUUGCUGCCUGAAAAUCAGACAGAUUUAAUCCAACAGCUCUGUAAAGUCAGUGAAUAAUCAAAUAGAAUCUAGAUUCUGAUGGACGCACUAAUACCCUAGUGCUGAUGUUGCAUGAAUACAGAGAAAGUCAACACAGGUUCAGAUCAGGACGAUCCAAUAAAAACCACAAAAAAACCUCAUGGAUCAUUUUCUGAAAGAAAACAACUUUGGAACAUUUAGGAUCCUGUUGGGGUUUAAAGUGGCCCUUGUGGAAAAUCUCUUUUGGUGAUUACCAAUAAUGCAAAAGUCUGUAAGAUGCUUUAGUUAGCGCGCCCAUUUAUAGUCAGGGGCUAGUUUGAUCAUUUAUCAUGAAUUAAAUGCUGUAAAAGGCAUUUAAACUAAAAAAAAAAAAAAGUCACAUGACAUGACUUUACUUGGUUUAAGGAUUACUCCGCCUAUCCGGGAAAGUUUCUUUGUUUGUUUUUAAUAUUUUCCGCACCAUGACGUAAAUUUCAGUUGUAAAGUUGAUGUUCAACAAAGUCAGUUAAGAAGCUACAGCAUCUCUUUUAUUCAGUGAAAAAAGGGAUGUGGGCUAGCCAUAGCUAACCAGCUAAAGUCACUGAAGUCUGUUUAUCUGUUUUCCUCAUGAAUUGUACAUUUUACAGUAUAUUUUCUUUAAACUUUAAAAUGGGAUGUCAGAAGGCAGGCUUUGAUCUUACCUCAAUUUUGACCACAUAUCAAAGCUAUUUAGUAACCAUGUCUUGGAUUUGUAUAUCAGUGUCGCUUGUAGGAGGCAAAUGAUGCUAGUGCUGUCAGUUUGGGCAUCUUUAGAAAAUACUAGGACAUCAUCAAGAGCAUUAAAUUUAUAAUCUAUAUUCAAAACGCUGGUAUAGUGGCAGACACACAGAGGCAUACAAUGAAUGAAAGUAUACAGAUUUAACCUUUGGAAGAGUUUCCUGAGCAUUUUAGUGGUAUGAUAUUGCACUCACAGUCAUCUCAAGUGAUAGAUGUCCUUUCAUUUUCUGUCAGCCUCAGGAGUCUUUUUCCUUUUUCCUGCUGAGGUGUAUUAAAACACUCAUCCAUCAAACCGUUCUCUUCUGUUUAUCCAGUUCAAUCAUCAUAUAAUAUCUGCAGUAAUAUUAGUUUGACUUUUGAUCCUCAAUGGUUGAAUACCUGCGUGACUGGAGCAGUUAAGAACAUGUGAGCACCAAAGGAUCUUUAGUUUUUGUGAGAUUUUCUCAGGGUUAAAGUUUCCAGUACAGAUUUCUCAACUAGUUUUUGCACAAGCAAGUAUAUGUUUACAACACAUGUAUUGAUACUUGUUUUGGCUGAUCCCUUUAGGGGUCACCACAGCAGAUCAUCUGCAUCCACCUCUCCCUGUCUCUGGUAUCCUCUUCUGUCACACCAACCCCGUGCACUACAUCCACAAACCUCCUCUGCAUACAUCCUAAACCAUCUCAACCUUUUCUCUCCAACUUUCUCUCCAAACCGCUCACUCAGAGAUAUCUUUCUGAUGUACUCAUUUCUCUUUCUUGUCCUUUCUGGUCAAUCUGAAUUUAAAUCUUAACAUCUAAAAUUCUGCGACCACCUCCACCUCAGCCUCUUAUCGUGAUGGAGUAAGGUCUCACUGGCGCCUUGUAAGCCUUCUCUUCCACUCUUGCUGCUACCCUUCUAUCGCAUAUCACCCCUGACACUCAUUUCCACCAAGACUACCCUGCCUCACCUCUCUUUUGCCAUGUCCGUUGCUUUGGAUGGUUGACCCCAGGUAUUUAAACUCAUCUCUGCUCCUUACAUGUUAACAUUUCCACCAGUUUCCCGGUAAUUCACACACCAUCACAGCUAUGUCAUCUGGACCAGCUGUUUUUCCACUCUUCAUCAUCUUCAUAGCUGCCUCCACUUAUUCCUUACUAAUCCUCUGCACUUCCUGAUUCAAAAACUCUCCACCAUCUAUCCUCCUCUCACUCUUGAUUUCUUCAUUCAUCGGUUCCUUGGAGUAUUUCUUCUGUCUUCUGUCUUGUCAACAGACUCUUCAAUCAUUAGCACAUUUCCAUUUCUGUGUUUAAUCAUCCUAACCCACUGCACAUCUUUUCCAUCUCAGUCUCUCUCUGCCUGGCCAAUUGAUAGAUUGGCCAAGCAGAUAGAUUUUCUCUCUUUCCCAUAAGCCUAACCUUCCAAUACUUCCUCUGUCCAGAGGAUGCACCAAACAGCUUGGCAGCUUCCCUCAGCACUACAGCUGUAUGUUCCCAGUCGGCUUGUAAUUCUUCCCUUCCACCCAGAGCACGUCUCAAUUCCUUCCUGAGCCUCUGCCCUCGCUUCCUCUUGAUGAUUGAAGUGAUCCUACAGACUACCAUCUUUGCUGCCUAGUUAAAUUCUCCUGUGCGACCAUCGUGCAGUCUCCUACCUCUUUCAGAUUGCGCCUACUACAUAAGAUGUAGUCCACUUGUGUGCACCGUCCUCCACUUAUACACCACCCUAUCUUCCUCCAAUCAAUUCAACAGUUGUACUAAUAACAGCAAAAGUAAAUUGGUAUUUGCUAUGAUUUGUUUUCCUUGAAUAAUUUGUGGCAUACUCAGCAAUGGCAUUUGAGCUGCUCUGAAUGAGUCAUAUGUCAAAGACACAUCCAUGCAAAUAAAUAUAUAAAUAAAAAAGAUUUGGUCUUCCUUCCUUCCCAAGACUGUUAUUUAAUUGUACCUAAUCAAGAUGAAAGUGAUUGGUUUAUACUUGUUUUCUUUUUCCUCUGCCUUUGUUUGAGUGUUAGUUUGGUUAUGGGAUGCUCUGAUGUCUCUGUGUAGUGAAC